This is a messenger RNA of Clupea harengus (Atlantic herring), 2664 nucleotides long. RefSeq names its product vimentin type intermediate filament associated coiled-coil protein (gene vmac). The record is from RefSeq and is a predicted model, not a curated record. Lineage: Eukaryota; Metazoa; Chordata; Actinopteri; Clupeiformes; Clupeidae.
AGCAUCAUUUGUUUCUCUGGUUUUGACGUAAGUGUGUGUGUAUUACUUCCGGGACGUGAUGAUGCUUGAUAUCCACAGGUUCCAAGCUUGUUGCGAAGGAACUUUUGGUGAACGAUUAUCUGCAGAUAUCUAUUUGAAUCAGUACAAUUAAAGGAAGGUUUGAAUUAUAUAUUUCAGAACAAUCGCCUCCAAACAUGGAGACCCUUAUGUUAGGUAGGCAACAGACAAGUUAGCGUUAUGCAGCUGAUGCAAAGGAGUGGAUCAGUUGCUAGCUAGCUAUGCAUUUCUUGUAUCUAAGCAGGACACCGUUAUUCAAGAUAAAGAUAAAGUGAACACCCACAACGGACGUGGCUUAAUUUUUUCAAUGAAUUUUCUUGGCUCCCAUAGCGAAUGGAAGUACAAGUCGUUUUGUGGAUUAAAUGGUGAAGCAGUCAACGGCUGUCGUUUUCUCUUGAACGUAGCUGAAGAAGUUAACGUAGCUAAGUUAGCCAUCCCCAACUAGCCAACAUUUACUGGCUGUAAAAUCAUACUGCGUGGCAGUAGGAGACGCUAACGUGGCUAAUAUAAAACCCGAACGGUUAAUGUAGAUUGGCAUGGUGUAGUUGUUCUAUCACCCUACUGUUCCUGUGACAUGUCUUCACCGUCACCGGUUCAAAUUAGGGAAGCAAAUGCACAUUUAGCCGCAUUGCAUCGGCGGGUUGCUGACCUGGAGCAGAGGCUCGAAGCAGCAGAGAACACAGUGCGUGAGCAGGCUGAAAGCCUCAUUCGAAAAGAUGAACAGCUCAGGGCUGCUACUCAAGAGAUAACCGAGGCCAAAGACAGAGAGAUAUCCUACCUCCACGAAAAACUCUGCCAUUCUGAAGAAACUAUCCAGAAGUUCCAGCAUACAGUGAAGGAAAAGGAUGCUCUCAUUGGGCAGCUACAGCAUAGGUGCCAGCUCUUGGACAACAUCUGCAAAAGUCGCCCACUGCUGGACAAGAUGCUGUCACACAUGGCAGAAGCUGAGAGAAUGGGACCUGUUGUUGACUUGGGUGAGGCUGCCGUCAACUCCUCUCUCACAGAUGGAGAGUCCAGCUGCAGUCCCAACCGCGUAUCCAAUCACAAGGAUUUCUCCCUUAGCGAGGACGACAUGGAUGACCAAGAGCUAGAUGGAGUGGUAUUUGGAACCACUGUUUGAGAGAAAUACAUUCCUUGACUUUAACAUUAUUCAUGGCAUGCUGAACCUGAAGACCUUUCCAUGACUUGUGUCUCAAGAGUAAUGGGCCAGAGGGCACAGCAGGUUUUAUUAUGGUCAGAGAUAUUGUUAUGGUCUUUGCUGAGUAUGGAUUGUUACUGAAGCUUGUAUAUUGAGGUCUGUUGGCUUUGAAUACAUGUUUCAAACGAAGAUAAGAAUAUAGAUAGACAAAUGGUCCUUUGGUGAAAGGAUGGAGCUACAGAUAAGAAAUCAACUUAGUAAAUUAAUUCUGAUUAUAAUAUAUGUAACUUAAUUUAAUAUGAUUUGUUUAGUAAAUUGUUUCAAAUUGGACACAGUAACAUUAAAGAUACUACAAGCUGUUGCCAUUCCUUGAGAACUUCUGCCAGCUUGACCAUAGGGAACAAAGGGUAGGAAGGGGUGGCAGUCCAUUUAGAAGUUCCCUGAUUGGUUAAUACAUUUGGACCACGCUGAUGUUUUAGUUGCUAAUUAAAUCGCUCAAGUCAAUAUCAGAAAUUAUUUUGUUUUCUCAUAGAAUCUAUUUUUAUGUUCACCAUCAGAAUGCAAAGUUAACAAGCUUUGUAUUCCAAAACAGUUUCACCUGUAACAGCUUUAAAUGGAUGCAUUCUGUCCAAUUCUGUCCAUUGUCCUCUCAAAUUGGAACCAUUAGUUGAUUUUGAACUACUGUGUAGCUGAAUUAUAGCAUGAUGGUUUAAAACUCUUCAGUUGAAAAAAACAUGAAGGGGAAUUGUAGAUUUUGGUGUGAAAUUGAAACAUGGGGUAGCCACCUAGGAUAAUCUUAGAAGUUAUACUGUAUGUUGUAAACUGCGCUGAAGCCUGUCAUCUGCAGUGUUUAAACUUAAGAACACAAUUUCAGAUUGCCUUGACUGACCCUCACAUGUCUAAUAUCCCCCAUCCAAUUCUUUGCCUCCACAAUACAAAACACUGUCUGCACAUCUUGAAGUUACUUUUUCAAUUUACAGUUUACUGCUCUGCCGUUACUUGUAAUCGAUCCCAUUAAUGUGCAGAGAUGGGAUAUAGGUCACUGUUUGAACUCCUGCAUGUGGUCUUGCCCUUUAUUAAGAACGCUUCAGUGAAGCAAGGUCUAUGCAAAUUUUAUUUUUGCUUUUUAUCUAUUACAUAUGAUGCUGCGCAUGAAAGGGGCAGCAUUAUUAAAACAGCAGUGGUACCUAGAAAAGGGUCAUCAGCUAUUUUUGCAUCUAUUUUUUUCAGAUGGCUGUGUGUAGUGUUCUGCUUGCAGAAGUAACUAUUCAAGUUAUUUCAAAUGUAACGUCUGGUAAUCUCCUGGUAAAGACUUUGUAGCCACACGGUCUGUUCUGUAAAAGGAGGUUUGUGGGCAAUUUGUGGAAAUGUUCCAUACCAUAAGCCAUUCAGGUGUAGAAUAAAAUGAUUUUCUGGAUUGUUCUGUUGUUGAUUGAUCUGUGUUUACAUGAAUAAAAACUUUCACAUUA